AUGACCGCCGAAAAAAUCCCCGCUAAGAUAUUCCCAGUCAAAACCUUCAUUUCCGACAUACCGGAUAAUCUAAUUCCGCAGUCCUUCACAUCUUCCGAAAAUGGCCCUGCUAGCGGACGCUUGGUCAUUGUAGGCGAUGUACAUGGAAUGAGAAAGUCCUUAGAGGCACUCCUAGACAAAGUCGGCUUCGACAAACAGAAAGGAGAUCAUCUCAUACUAGUCGGCGACUUGGUCAAUAAAGGGCCCGAUAGUCCUGGUGUUGUUGAUCUGGCUAUUAAGCUCGGGGCCAGCGCAGUGCGAGGCAACCACGAAAAUGCAGUUCUUAAUGCAGCUGCGCAGAUAAGCGCUACUGGAGAUAGCCUGCAUCAUUCCGGAGGCUUAACUGGUAGACCGGAGGCACCUGAGGACCCCGAAGCCGAUACUGUCCGAGAUUCCGAGGUUUCUGACAAAUGUGCAUCCGCCACAGCUGGCAUAAGCAAGAAACCUAGCCCUGCAACCACAAAUACUGCAUUGGCACUUUCGAGGCCUCAGCUCGACUGGCUUGCUGCUUUGCCUUUGAUAUUGCGUGUCAAAGUACCUCAAAACCUAACAUCUUGUUUUGGUGACCUUUUAGUUAUGGUACAUGCGGGUCUCGCUCCAAACAUCCCACUUGAGGACCAGGACCCACAUGCUUUAUUACAUAUGCGGAGCGUCGCUCGCACACCGGGUGUCGAAGAAAGAUUUAUACCGUCUGAGACUGCUGGAGAAGAAAGCUGGAUUACGGAGUGGGACCAGUGGCAGGAUAAGCUAGCGUCAAAGACUACGGUUAUCUUCGGGCAUGAUGCAAAACGUCGUUUGCAGCUGGGCCGAUAUGCGAUCGGGUUGGAUUCAGGGUGUUUAUACGGCAAUAAAUUAAGCGCGGUUGUAAUUGGAUCUAUUAAUGGCGAAGUUGGGAAGCAGAUUGUUCAAGUCGAAUGUGUUGAUACACCUGUGGCUCCAAAAGCAUCCGUGACAGAGGACGUCAAGGCAGGUGCUGAAUAA
This is a messenger RNA of Penicillium longicatenatum, 1020 nucleotides long. Its product is annotated as metallophosphoesterase family protein. Gene Ontology annotation, molecular function: endopolyphosphatase activity; phosphatase activity. Gene Ontology annotation, cellular component: cytoplasm. The record is from RefSeq and is a predicted model, not a curated record. Bases 1 to 1020 code for a protein of 339 amino acids. The transcript has a single exon. Gene Ontology annotation, biological process: polyphosphate catabolic process. NCBI's taxonomy places the organism in Eukaryota, Fungi, Ascomycota, Eurotiomycetes, Eurotiales, Aspergillaceae.